AUGCAUCACCGGUUCGUUCGUCUCAAACUCGUCUCGCCUCUUUCCUCCGCACUGUUUCAGUCAUCACCUUCUCCUAUUCAUCCUCAAAGCGCCGCAGUUCUUCUUCUUUCGAUGCUCAUCUCGACGAAUCACCAAUAUCACGUCUCCAUCAAGCUUCAUAUCCAUUCGACCUCCUCAGUUGACAUCAUCAACACUGCCGUCAGCUUCAAGUUUCGAAGCUUCACAUUGCCUCUCUACUCGCUUGUGAUUUCACGUUCAACUCCGCUUUGUCGCGCUACUCCAAUCAUCACCUCUGUAUAUUUGUUGUUCUGUUUUCGAGUUAUAUUUCAGAUGAGACAAAAAAUCAACGAUCCAGAAAAGAUGAGCAGAGAUGGAAACGAGAGAAGAUUAAAGAUGAAGAUUGUUGGAUCAGUUGUAGAGAGAUGGAGAGGUGAUUAUGAAGACGUGAAGGAAAGUGAAGAUAAAAUUCAGAGAGAAUUUGAAUUGCUUGACUUGUCUGAGAAGCUUCUCAAUAGGGUUUUGAGUCCUUUUCCUUUUUAUUGA
Molecule: messenger RNA, 543 nt
Organism: Vicia faba (fava bean)
Lineage: Eukaryota; Viridiplantae; Streptophyta; Magnoliopsida; Fabales; Fabaceae
Source: the annotation of a GenBank genome assembly